This is a messenger RNA of Rhizophagus irregularis DAOM 181602=DAOM 197198, 2352 nucleotides long. RefSeq lists its product as uncharacterized. The record is from RefSeq and is a predicted model, not a curated record. Gene Ontology annotation, cellular component: cytoplasm. NCBI's taxonomy places the organism in Eukaryota, Fungi, Glomeromycota, Glomeromycetes, Glomerales, Glomeraceae. Gene Ontology annotation, molecular function: protein binding; GTPase activator activity.
AUGACAUCUCCGUUAAAACUUCAAUUAUGUCAAGAAGAUCCUCCACAAUUUCGUAAAGAAUUAGCAGUUUGUGAAAAUUCGGUUUUUGGACUUGAGAACACCAUAAAAAAUCUUGUUAAAUUAGCAAGAUCAAAUGUCGAAUUAGCUUCAGAAUAUACAGUGAAGCAACUUCAAUUCGCUGAAGAGCUUGGAAAUUUUGCAAAAGAACAACCCGAAUCAAUUAUAAAAACUGUUCUCUCGAAAUAUGCUUCUUCACUCCAUGAAGUUGAAAGGAGUCGCAAAAUCCUGCACUCUCAUAUGUAUGAAAUGUUCAUAGAACCAUUGGAAGCUUUUGCUAAAAAUGAGAUAGUUCCGUUAAAAGAUGUAAAAAAAGUUGUUGAAAAAACUUGUAAUGAAGCUGAUACUGCUCUUGCUAGAUAUAUGAGCAAGAAACCUAAAGACUCUAUGUUACCUGAUGUAUCAAUCGAAGUCGCGUAUACUCGCAGAGAAUUCCAUCGUCAAUACAUUGAUUAUGUAGUAAAAUUAAAUGAGUUAGAAGCAAAAAAGAAAUUCGAAUUCAUGGAAUAUAUUUUAGCAUUAAUGUUUACUGAGUCGUCGUUUUACCACCAGAGUUAUGAUAUUUUGAAAGAUAUGGAACCUCAUAUGAAAGAUGUUACAAGAUUACUUCAAGAAGCUAGGACCGCAUACCAUAAUGAUGUUGCAGAAUCACAAGUAUUAAAGAACAAGAUUUUAGAAAAAGCCAGAGGGUCCUAUGAUCCAAUGAAAAAUCCCACGAAAGAUAAUAUAAUAGAACGAAAUAUAAAUUCACCCAUUACUAAAUCCGGAUAUUUGUUCAUGAAAGGCAAUCAACGAGUUAUGCAAUCAUGGACUCGCAAAUAUUUCACAAUCUCAGAUGGAAAUUUAUAUUAUUAUAGUAGAAAUGGAAAGGGAACCAAUGGAGACGAUGAACAUCCUUCAAUUACUUUAAGGGUUUGUCAUAUUAAGCCUUUAUUAAAUAAUUCAGAUAGAAGAUUUUGUUUUGAGAUAAUAACCCCUAAUAAAACUUAUAUUUUGCAAGCUGAGAAUCAAGAAGAAAUGGAUGAUUGGAUAAAUUGUUUACAAACAGCAGCAAAAGAUGCAAUAUAUGCCGAUCAGAUGCCAAAACCUGUGUCUGAUCCAAAUAAAUUGCAGGGUAUAUCUCAAGAAGAUGCUGCUAACGAAUUUAAUUUAAAUAAAAAAAUUAAUGAUGAGGAGACAUUAAAUUCUAAACAAUCAAUUUCAAAGAUAAGAGAAUUACCAGGAAAUGAUGUUUGUGUAGAUUGUAAAUGUAAAGACCCACAAUGGGCAAGUACAAAUUUUGGUACUUUGCUAUGCAUAGAGUGUUCUGGAAUACACCGGAGUUUAGGUGUGCAUGUAAGCAAGGUUAAAUCAUUACAACUGGACAAAUGGGAACCUGAAUCAAUUGAAGUUAUGCUUAAGUUGGGAAAUAUCAAGACAAAUAAAAUAUACGAGGCGAAGCUUGAUGAUAAUAGUGAGAGAUUGAAUAAUUCCUCUUCAUGGGAGCGUGCUGAUAGGGAAAAAUUCAUCAUUGAUAAAUAUGUUAAAAAGGAAUUUAUUAAUUUGAAUAAUUAUGAUGAGGACCCAGUUACAAUUAAUUUGGCAUUUUGGAAAGCAAUGUCAGACUCUGAUUUUGCUGAGGCUUUAAGAAACUUAUCACUUGGAGCAAAUGUAGAUUGGAAAAAUGAGCAAGAAAAUUCUACUACUGCACUACAUCAAGCGAUACUAAAAAGUGAUGAUGUUGCAAUAGAAUUUUUACUUUUAUGGUCUUGUAACAUAAAUGAAGUAGAUAAUAAUGGAUGGAGUGCAUUACAUCAUGCCGCUGCUACAAAUAAUGCUAGAUUGUUAUUAACACUUAUGAAAAGACAAGCUGAUACUCAUUUAAAGGAUAAAAAUGGAAAGAUUCCACUUGAUAUUGCAGUAGAGAAGCAAAAUGUUCAAGCAGUUACAGCAUUAAGGUUAUUCCAAUUUGAGAGACAACUUACAAGAUCAGAAUAUUCAAUUUUUGGAGUAGAUGAGGCAUUAAAUAGUGUAUCUAAACCAUAUAAUCGUAGUGGUGCAACAUCAUUAUCAACAAGAAGUGCGCCAGCAACUCCACCAUCUUUAUCUCGACCUUUAUUAGGUAUGGAAAUGGAAGAACAUGAUGAUAUUAUGGUUAGAUCAAGUGUUGGAAUGUUACCUUCAACAUCAACAAAUAAUAGUAACGGCGGCAGUUUAACUAAUUUAAAAUUUUCUCUAUCAAAUCUUAAAAAUUAUGGACAAUUACAUGAUUACGGACAAUUGGAUCAAGAUAAUGACGAUAAUAAUGAUAUUUAA